This is a messenger RNA of Symbiodinium sp. CCMP2592, 678 nucleotides long. Lineage: Eukaryota; Dinophyceae; Suessiales; Symbiodiniaceae. The record is from the annotation of a GenBank genome assembly.
AUGGUGCUACUGCUGGCUUGGAAGCUUGCUUAUCCCGAACACAUGCACCUGGCACGUGGAAAUCAUGAGGACGCUGACAUGAACUUCAACUAUGGGUUCACGGGCGAAGUUUUGGUCAAGUACAGGGCACAGCUGGCUGUUUGGGCUGCCUUUCAGCGGGUCUUCCUGAACCUCCCUUUGUCACACGUUGUCAACAACGAUGUGUUCGUGACACACGGCGGCCUGCCUCGGAAGGAGGGCACCAAACUGGCAGAUAUCGAAGCCCUGGACGUGAUGGAGAUCACCCGCAGCCUGGAAGAGCGAAAGAUGCACAAAGACUACAACUUGAUGAGCGACCUCAUGUGGGCAGAUCCCCGUGACAUUCAGGGAGUCAGCACUGGCGACCGCGGUCCGACCACUAUCGUCUUCGGGGAAGACGUGACGCAGCGCUUUCUGGAAAGGAACAGCUUGAGCUUCAUGAUUCGAUCGCACGAGGUCAAGGAGCAGGGCUACGAGUGGCAACACGGCCAGCGCUGCCUAACAGUGUUCUCCGCGCCGCGCUAUUGCGAUUUUGGGGACAACAAGGGUGCCGUCGUCCGCCUCCACGCACAAGAAUCAGGCCGGAUGGAACCAGAAAUUCUGCCAUUUCGAUCGGCCAAAAAGCCGGAGCCAAGCACGCACUCAGACCUGAGUAUCUGA